AUGAGCUCACCAUUUACUGAAAUAGCGGAUGCUAUUGAACUAUUCAAGCAAAAUAAGUUCUUGAUUGUCAUGGAUGAUGAAUCCAGAGAAAAUGAAGGGGACUUGAUAUGUGCGGCUGUCAAUAUAACUACUGAACAGAUGGCUUUCCUCAUUAAAUAUUCAUCUGGCUACGUUUGUGCACCACUCACAAACCAGUUGGCAGAUAAAAUUGACUUGCCAUUAAUGAAUCAAUUAAGAUGUGAGGCUUAUGAUGAUGAUAGACAUGGUACUGCAUAUACCAUUACAUGUGACUAUGCCCACGGAACGACGACUGGUAUUUCGGCUCAAGAUAGAGCGUUAACAUGUAGCAAGCUUGCUGAUUCAACUGUUACUGCGAAGGACUUCUUGAAGCCUGGUCAUAUUGUGCCUUUAAGGGCUAAGGAUGGCGGUGUUCUGGAAAGAGGUGGACAUACUGAAGCUGCUGUAGACCUGUGUAAAUUGGCAGGCUUGCCGGAAGCUGGAGUGAUUUGUGAACUGGUCAGGCAAGAAGACGGGCUGAUGAUGAGAUUGGAUGACUGCAUCAAGUUUGGUGCGGAGCAUGAUAUCAAGUUGAUUAAUAUCGCAGCUUUGCAACAAUAUAUCUCGACUCAAUGA
Molecule: messenger RNA, 633 nt
Organism: Eremothecium cymbalariae DBVPG#7215
Lineage: Eukaryota; Fungi; Ascomycota; Saccharomycetes; Saccharomycetales; Saccharomycetaceae
Gene: RIB3
Product: 3,4-dihydroxy-2-butanone-4-phosphate synthase RIB3
Exons: 1
Coding region: 1-633 (210 amino acids)
Biological process (GO): aerobic respiration; riboflavin biosynthetic process
Cellular component (GO): mitochondrial intermembrane space; cytosol
Molecular function (GO): 3,4-dihydroxy-2-butanone-4-phosphate synthase activity
Source: RefSeq, a predicted model, not a curated record